This is a messenger RNA of Phalaenopsis equestris, 734 nucleotides long. Its product is annotated as 50S ribosomal protein L18. Gene Ontology annotation, cellular component: ribosome. Gene Ontology annotation, molecular function: structural constituent of ribosome; 5S rRNA binding. The transcript is spliced from 3 exons. Gene Ontology annotation, biological process: translation. NCBI's taxonomy places the organism in Eukaryota, Viridiplantae, Streptophyta, Magnoliopsida, Asparagales, Orchidaceae. The record is from RefSeq and is a predicted model, not a curated record. Bases 293 to 637 code for a protein of 114 amino acids.
UCGAAUCCUCACUCCCCCGAGUCGCGGCUUGCCCUCGCUCCCUCUAGUGAUUCCUCCAUCUCUUCGGACGCCGUCAGCAACCCCGCACCUCUCUCCCUCACUGCCGACGCUGACAGGCUUCACAGUUUCAAUUUGUUUGGCUAAGCAUCAAAGGUCCAUCCUGCAUUUGUCGAAGUCAAGCAUUGCAGUUAUCUUUUGUUCAUCAAAGCUGAACCUAUAUCUGCUAAAGCGGAAGCGUUGAGCUUUUUUGUUGCAACCCGAACAGGAGUCAACCUGUUCAUUGAAGGCAACAAUGGUCAUUCCACCCCCAGUUAGGCCAGCACCAGUGACCAAGUUCCUCAAGCCAUAUGUACUCCGGAUGCAUUUCUCCAAUAAAUAUGUCAGUGCACAGGUUAUCCACACCCCUACCGCCACCGUGGCUGCCUCUGCAAGCUCGCAGGAGAAGCUGCUUCAACCAAACAUGGAGUCGACCAGGGACGUGGCAGCUGCAGCUAAGAUCGGUAAGAUCCUCGGGGAAAGACUUCUGUUCCGGAACAUUCCAGCAGUCGCCAUUUUCCUGAAGAGAGAACAGAAGUACCAUGGCAAGGUUAAGGCUAUCAUUGAUUCUGUGAGAGAUGCUGGUGUGAAGCUGCUUUGAGAUUCAGAAUCCCCUUUCUUUUUAAUUAGUUAAAUUUGUGUAAUUAUACAAUAUAUUUUUUUCUAUUGUUGGAGAACUGUUUCAAGAACUUGAGUGA